Messenger RNA from Beauveria bassiana ARSEF 2860, 705 nucleotides. RefSeq lists its product as uncharacterized. The transcript has a single exon. Bases 1 to 705 code for a protein of 234 amino acids. The record is from RefSeq and is a predicted model, not a curated record. Lineage: Eukaryota; Fungi; Ascomycota; Sordariomycetes; Hypocreales; Cordycipitaceae.
AUGCGUGAAGAGGUGUUGGUUGGCGACUGCGCAGUUACACGCGCAACGACAACUCGUCAAGAAAUAGCCGCGACAAUGGAAGGCGAUGAGUGCGGGCUUGUUUGCAGACUACAGCAAGCCCAAACUGAGCGUCUAAUGACAAUUCAGGAAGCGACAAUUAUUCCCGACAUUAAUGCGUCUACUCCCGGCCUCGUUCCCGUCGAUACGCCGCCUCCAUCGGCCGUCACCGACCCCCCUGACGUGCCUCUCCUUCUCACUUCUUCCCCUGGCUAUACCGACCCUCCUCUGUUCACUUUUCCCACUCCAUUGCCUUCUUCUUCUCCUUCUUCUUCUUCUUCUUCUUCUUCUUUACAAUACCCCAUCUCGACCACAGACGCCAACUUUUCCCUCCUCACGCCCACCACCACCACCACCACCACUUCCGCCUCCUUCUCCUCCUCAUCAGUCAAGCCCUUUGCCGUGCGACCCUCGCCGACCGGCGGCAUGGGCGCAUUCGCCACCCGCGCUCUCCUCCCUAACGAAGUCAUCCUCGAAGAGACGCCCCUCUUUACGUCGACGCGAGGCGAUUCCAUAUUCAAAACCUUUACCAGAGCAAGUCGCAAAAGGCAAAAAAAGGCAAUGAAGCUCCACGCCAGCAGCCAUUUUAAACUAGGAACGCCAUACCUCCAAGCCGUCUGGGACACCAACAGGUAUACACAAAAAUGA